Maylandia zebra (zebra mbuna) is the source of this 3004-nucleotide messenger RNA. Lineage: Eukaryota; Metazoa; Chordata; Actinopteri; Cichliformes; Cichlidae. The record is from RefSeq and is a predicted model, not a curated record.
CUGCGCUACGGUGUGGAGAUUAAGCCAAACUGCACCAGCAGCAGCAUCUGGGAGUGGUGGGUCUUGACAACUAGCAGCGCAGAGCUGUUCAGAUGCACCGUGAUGUAAAUGUAUAACAGAAAUCCGUCGCAAUGUGAUGGUUAGAUUCUUCAGUGGAGCAUCGCUUCUCGUUACCCGCGCCCAUGGUGUUUACUGCUACACAAUGCAGACGGUGAUGCGGCGAGCGGUGGGUGUGCGCUUCUGAAGACCGCCACCGUUGGGGAGAAGAGAAGCUUCAUACAAGCAGCAAGUCUCUCAGCCACUGAAGCGGAACCACGCGCUGCGGAUAAUGUCUUUUUACUCCCUGCCAUUUUCCAUUCUUUCCCGGUUAAAAGCGACGGAAUCAACAGAAAGACCCUGAAAGUUGGAUAUAUAUUUCUUCUAAUAGUGGCAGUGCCAGAAGAGCCAAGAUGAAAUUUCCCACUGAGAAUCCAAGAAAACCAGGGAACAUGAACCCUCCACCAGUGGAAGUCCAGACCAACCUGGUUUCACCAAAGAAGGUGCAGCCAGGCAUGCUUCAGUCCAGCCUAGUACAUGCCAGUGUGGCCACUAUGCAGAACCCAAUGGGCUGCGUUCUGCCAAGGCUCUCCGCCUCCUCCCGUCCGCCGAGCAUGGUGGCCAGCAUGGAGGCGGUGGCCGAUGGCUCAGCUCCCUUCACCAUGAUGAAGCUGAAAACUGUGCUAGCUGUGUUUGUAGUGGUGGUGACCUACCUGGUGGCGGGGGGUUUGGUGUUCCAAGCGCUUGAGCAACCCUUUGAAAAUAACCAGAAGAUCACCAUCACAGCAGAGAAGGCAGCUUUCCUGCUAAAACACCCCUGUGUGUCCGCAGAAGACUUGGAGGCUAUCAUCAAGCACUCUGUGGAGGCUGUGAAUGCUGGAGUGAAUCCUGUAGGUGAUACCUCCUACAACUCAAGCCACUGGGAUCUGGGUAGUGCCUUCUUUUUUGCUGGAACUGUCAUCACCACUAUAGGAUAUGGUAACAUUGCUCCAAGCACAGAGGGAGGGAAGAUUUUCUGCAUUCUGUAUGCAAUAUUUGGGAUCCCGCUGUUGGAUUCCUCCUCGCAGGUGUUGGGACCAGCUAGUACCAUAUUUGUCAAAAGCAUUGCCAAAGUGGAGAAAUGUUUCGGGUGAAAUAAACAAAACCAAAUCAGUCAGACUAAAAUCCGUGUGGCAUCCACGCUGCUCUUUAUCCUGGCUGGCUGCAUCUUGUUUGUCACCAUCCCAGCUGUGAUUUUCAAGCACAUUGAGGGCUGGACAGCUCUGGAGUCAACCUAUUUUGUCGUCAUUACUCUGACAACAGUUGGAAUAGGUGACUAUGUGGCAGGUGGAGACCGGAGAAUUGAGUACCAGUGGUACAGACCGCUAGUGUGGUUCUGGAUCUUGGGUGGCCUGGCUUAUUUUGCUGCAGUGUUGAACAUGAUCAGUGACUGGCUGAGGGUGCUGUCCAAAAAGACAAAAGAAGAGGUUGGAGAGAUCAAAGCUCAUGCAGCUGAGUGGAAAGCAAAUGUUCGAGCUGAGUUCAGAGAGACACGCCGGCGCAUGAGCAUAGAAGUCCACGACAAGUUACAGCGAGCUGCAACCAUCCGAAGCAUGGAGAGACGGCAGCUAGGCCUGGACCAGCGUGCUGUGUCCCUGGACAUGCUCCCAGAACGGCGUGCCAUCUUCAACAGUCUGGAUGCCAACAACUAUAAGACUUCUUCCCAGGAAAGUAUCGACACUAAGCUAAACAACCUUCGACUGCGAGAGGCCGAACAGUGUGACCGACGCUCCAGCUCCCAAACCAUGUCUGAGGACAACAUUUUUAAUCGCCUUGGCUCCGUCACCAAGCUAGCCAAGCGUAACAGGAAUAGAGACCUAAAGAAAAACAUCCCAGAUGAAACUCGCCGGCCUCAUAGUGAAGCGUACGGUUACAGCAUACCUGCUUUUGACUGCAGCAUACCUACGACAGAUGAAGGAAGAAGAAAAGACGAAGGAGAGGAUGAAAACGAAGACAAGGAAUGCAACACCAGUUUGUCGGAUUUUCCACUGUUUGUGGAAGCUUGCAAGCUGCAAAAUGGGCUUAUACAGGAGCACACCAAAGAGAACGAGGAUGACAAAACCCAUGAUACAGAUCUCCAUAUUAAGAUAGACUCUGCAUGAUCCUACAGAUGGGUUUUUAAAUACCACCAUUAGUGCCUCUCCCUUAUUCCUGUGUGUGCUUGAGCAAGGACAGAACCUUUCCUUUUUGAUAUAUACAGUAAUGGUCACAUAUUCAAUGGGCUCUAUGGAUCUGAGGCAUAGAUGUUACUUUCUAUAAAUCAAGACCUGGAAGGGUUUCUGUCAUUGUUCUUUGACAAAUGAUUGUUAAGUUAUAGUAAAAGUUGUCAGCUAUGUCCAUUGUUUUUCUCAAUUGUACUGUACUCAGCUAUAAUCUAUAAAGAUACACACGUAUCCCAUGGAGAGAUUUCAAUUGUCCAAGUGGGAAAGGGAAUUUUCUGUUUUGUCAUAGUAUACAGUACAUGUCAUAUACAACCACAAGUUGUUAGUCAGCACUGUUUCUUCUGUACACUGCACUUUCACUUGAAUUUGAAAUGAAAUAUAAACAAACAUAUAAAGUUUUGGCAUGGGCGGAGCUACAAGAAACUGUUCUGACCAUCUACACGGGGCCCCGCUUUUAGAAAUGAUCCAGAAACAUUUAGACAUGGCAGCAAUUACCAAUGUGUCCAACCAUGCAGAUGAUGUGGUUUGUAAAGAACCAAAUGAAAUUGUAAAAAAUAAGCUGAUGCAGAUCACUCUCCAGAUUCAAAAGUGUUAGCAUUAAAAAAUUAGACUUAAAAACAGAACUGGCACUGUUAGAUGUGUGAUGAAAGUUUGGAUGUCAGUGACAGAAUUGGAGGUGUCUUAAAUGAGGUCUUAUGUGUACACACAGACGUACAACUUUGUUGUGACUUCAUCCGUGUCUCAAGCAUAAUAAAUAUGAAAACAGA